Molecule: messenger RNA, 1575 nt
Organism: Camelina sativa (false flax)
Lineage: Eukaryota; Viridiplantae; Streptophyta; Magnoliopsida; Brassicales; Brassicaceae
Product: aspartyl protease AED1
Biological process (GO): proteolysis
Molecular function (GO): aspartic-type endopeptidase activity
Source: RefSeq, a predicted model, not a curated record
AGUGAAAAUGAGCAUAAUGAAGAAUUUCUUGAAUGUGAUACUUAUCCUUUGUGUAUGUCUCAAUUGGUGUUUUACCGAAGGAGCUGAAGAAAAAGAGAGUGGAAAAGUUGAUUCCUACACCUUUCAAGUCAGCUCUCUAUUUCCUUCAUCAUCAUCAUCUUGUACCCCUUCUUCAAAAGCAUCUAAUAAAAAAUCGUCGCUUCGUGUGGUGCACAUGCACGGCGCGUGCUCGCAUCUUAGCAGCAACAAAGAUGCGAGGCUCGACCAUGACGAAAUCCUCAGACGUGAUCAAGCACGCGUGAAGUCCAUCCACUCCAAAUUGUUAAAGAAUAACGCAGAUGGAGUCAGCAAAGCCAAGUCAACCGAGCUACCGGCUAAAGACGGAAGCACACUUGAUUCAGCAAACUACAUCGUAACAGUCGGAAUCGGGACACCGGAGCACGAUAUAUCGCUGGUUUUCGACACCGGAAGCGAUUUGACGUGGACUCAAUGCCAACCAUGUCUUGGAAGCUGCUAUUCACAACAGGAACCAAUCUUUAACCCUUCUUUAUCUUCUUCUUACCACAACGUCUCGUGCUCAUCUCCAAUGUGUGGAAACCACCCAAGUUGCAAUUCGGUUACCAGUUGCCGAUACAGAAUCCGUUACGGAGAUGGAUCGGCUACCAUCGGAGUCCUCGCCAAGGAGAAAUUUACCCUAACGAACUCUGAUGUCUUGGAAGAUGUUUACUUUGGCUGCGGUGAAAACAACACAGGACUUUUCAACGGUGCUGCUGGGAUUCUUGGACUUGGCCGUGGCAAACUCUCAAUUCCAUCGCAGACAACAACAACCUACAACAAUAUCUUCUCCUACUGUCUACCUUCUUCCGCAAGUAACACCGGCCAUCUUACCUUUGGAUCCGCUGGAAUCUCUGAAUCCGUUAAAUACACCCCGAUUUCUUCCUUCCCAAGCUCAUCCCUAUAUGGCAUUGAUAUUGUUGGCAUCCGUGUAGGCGACAAGGAACUAGAGAUUACACCAACCUCAUUCUCGACGGACGGUGCUAUAAUAGACUCUGGCACCGUGAUUACUCGCCUCCCAACCAAGGUCUACGCAGAAAUGAGCAGCGUGUUUAAAGAAAAGAUGUCUAGUUACAAGACUACGUCGGGACGCUCGAUUCUCGACACAUGUUAUGAUUUCACUGGGUUGGCUACGGUGACAAUCCCCACGAUUGCAUUCACCUUCAGCGGUGGCACUGUCGUAAAACUUGAUGGAAUAGGGAUUUUGUAUCAGAUAACGCAGUCACAGGUUUGUUUGGCGUUUGCAGGGGAUGAUGACAUUCUCGCCAUCUUUGGAAACGUUCAGCAGACGACGCUAGAAAUUGUGUACGACGUGGCUGGUGGACGGGUUGGGUUUGCUCCCAACGGUUGUAGCUAGUUAAUGAAAGAAAAAAAAAGAAAGAGAGGGCUAUGUAAUGUAAGGGUUUAGCACAUCAAUUAGCUAUAAUCCCUUCAUCAAUCAAAUAUAUAUGUGUAUAUAUGUGAGGUCGUUCCCCCCAAAAACAAGUGUAUGUGCAUGCCGCAGUUGCUUUUUUUGUUGUA